Messenger RNA from Naegleria gruberi, 501 nucleotides. RefSeq lists its product as uncharacterized. Lineage: Eukaryota; Heterolobosea; Eutetramitea; Acrasida; Naegleriidae. The coding region runs from base 1 to 501 and encodes 166 amino acids. The transcript has a single exon. The record is from RefSeq and is a predicted model, not a curated record.
AUGGGUGUUAGCAUGAAUAUGCCAGGUUUUGGAAUGACUCAACCACAAACUCAAGUUUCCUACACUCAAACCACAACCACUAAUUACAUGCCAACCCAACAAUAUCCAACCUACAAUAAUUCUCUUGCUAGACAAAUUAUUCAAGCUUGUGAAAAUGCAUCAUUUGAUAACGAUAAGGUUAAGGCAGUUCAAACUUAUUCAUCUGCUCAAUGUUGUCCAAUUAAUGGCGCUGAUUUGGUUACCAUUUUGGAUCUCUUUGGUUUUGACAAUGACAAGAUUACAGUUUUAUCUCAAUUGAGAAAUACUAAUAACAUUUUCCAAAUGAAUUGUAAUGAAGCUGCUCAAGUUUUGGAAUCAUUUGGAUUUGACAAUGAUAAGUUGAAGGCAUUGGAAUUACUUUUAAUUAGUAUUUAUGAUAGAAAGCAACAUGCUGAAACAAUUGUUGGUGGUUUUGGAUUUGAUAAUGAUCAAUCAAAGGCAAGAACUAUUUUAUUGAAAUAA